Molecule: messenger RNA, 1015 nt
Organism: Sipha flava (yellow sugarcane aphid)
Lineage: Eukaryota; Metazoa; Arthropoda; Insecta; Hemiptera; Aphididae
Exons: 6
Coding region: 111-1010 (299 amino acids)
Source: RefSeq, a predicted model, not a curated record
UAGUUCAUUUUAAAAUUGUUAACUCGGAGUGUAUACAUAUUAGUUUAUAGAAGACAUUGAAUAGAUUUACAAUAGUCUGGUUUUAUACGUAUUUCAUCUAAUAAAUUAAAAUGAAUGCUGUACAAUUUGCUAUUAUUAGAACAUUAAUCCUUGUUUUAUUUUUAACAUCAACUUGCCUUUCAGAUGAAACAUCACAACAAAAAGGUCCUGGAAUAUCGGCGUGUAAUUUUUAUGGUUCAAGCAAUGGAUCAAUAUUAUCAGUUAAUGACCUACCAGAAGCGUGCACAUCUCUUUUUUGGGACGGGUUGUUAAUAGAUGUAAGGAACAAUGUUGAUUAUGGAUACGACAAUAAAACAAAGGGAAAAGAAUUGGAUCUAGUUUUAAAAAGUAGUAAACCCGUGUACGUGUAUUAUGGUUAUUUUAAUAUAGAAGUUUGGACUUACGCUCUCGGGUGUGGCGAUUGUGAUGGAGAUGCAUCCAUUCGUGAGUCAAUGAAAGGGUUAACGGCUUAUAUGAAAGCUCAUCCGGGAAUCAAAGGAAUAAUUUUUACUCGUCUUCAGUUUGAUGACGAUUCAGAAGCAAUCCCAGAAUUUACUGAAAAACUAAUGGCAUACAUUAAAAUAAUGAGGGAAACGUUUCCGGACUUGGAAAUUGGCAUAAGCCUUAUGGGAAAUACCCUAAUGGACUACUAUGCAAAACCGAAAUUUGAAUGGUUGGACAUCAAAGUUUUAAGUACAGUAGUGGAUUUAUAUGUAAUUAGUAUACUCCGUUUCAAUAAAUGUUCACUUGACUCGAGAAUCGACAGCAUUACUCCAGUAGAUGGAUGUGGAAAAUACACAUUGACUAAACUACAUCAAGUAUUAGAGAAAAAUUGCUUUCCACAAGAAAAAUUGUAUUUCUCUAUUAAUUUAUAUCCCACAAAUAAGGAAUCAAUUUUUAAGGCAUGGAGUUCAACAUAUCAAAAGGUUAUAACGUAUAAUUCUAUAUUGCUUAACCUUCACCUAUUUUGAAAGUG